UUCGCCUCCCAUACAUCGACCAAUCACGUUGCAUUCCAUUUUUGAAAAGUUUUCUGUGUGAAUUUUUACCGUACCGGUGUUUUUUUUUGUAAGAAAAUAUUCACGAUGGUGCGGUGGGGAUCCGUGGUGGCGCUGUGCGCGCUUGUAGCCUGCGCAAUGGCAGCUGAUUCUUCGUCCAGAUUGCAACAAAGAAAGCGAUCUAGAAAUGCGGACCUCAAUCCUGGUCAGCAAGCAGAGGUGGAUGAGAUGGUGCACAACCUGCUUCAUUGGAUACAAAAUUUAUAUCAACAGAAGACUAGGAAAGCUCGCCAAUACUUUGGAGGAAAACCUGAGAAGCCAAGACCUUUCGAACCUGCAAGUUAUUUACCGCCAGCAACUGGUUAUCCACCAGCAGGUUCUCGCCCUACGCCAUCUUACAGUGAAGGACCCGCACCUACCAAUCCACCUUACCAACCCAGUCCAUCCCAGCCACCUUACCAACCUAGCCCUUCUCAACCACCUUACCAACCCAGUCCCUCUCAACCACCCUUCCAAUCGAGUCCCACCCAACCACCCUACCAACCAUCCCAACCAGAUCAACCUUAUCAACCCCAAACACCAACUUACCAACCAUUCCCAGGUUAUCCUCCCAGUCAACCAACUCAACCACCUUAUCAACCUAGUCAACCACCAACAUACCAACCUAGCCAACCAAGUGGGACAUACCCAAGCCCACCAACGGUGCAGCCGACUUACCGACCAAGUCAACCAAGCCAGCCGCCAACUUACCAACCAGAUCAGCCGUCCUACCAACCCGACGAGCCGUCAUACCAACCAUCUCAGCCAAGCUACAAACCUAGUCAGCCGACGUUUCCGCCAUACCAACCUAGUCAACCAAGUACCCCUGACAUCGAUACUCUACCACCUUACCGACCUACAGGCGAAACUGAAUCAUCUAAUACCGUGACUCAAGGAACUUCAGGUGAUGACGACGACCGCCAUCCUCCCCAUAUACACGCUAUCACUGUUGACUGUGGCAAAGAAAUGAUGACAAUUAACAUAGAAUUCAAUAAAGUUUAUAACGGAAUCAUUUAUUCUCAAGAUCAUUACAACGAACCCGAAUGCGUUUACGUUAGAGAGAAUUCAAACCAAGUGAAAUAUUCUUUCACAGUGAGUUUAAAUACUUGCGGAACAAGAUUUUACAGCGAUUUUGAGAACGAAGGACAAGCGUAUUUAGAAAAUGUUUUGGUAUUGCAAAACGAACCUGGUAUCCAAGAAGUGUGGGAUCAUAUUAGAAGAGUUAGAUGUUUGUGGGAAGGGAAUCUUACAAAACAACUAGUAUCAUCAUUGAGCGUAGGAAUGCUGAAUCAAAUUACAAGUAACUUUAGUGGUGAUACUGCAAUGGCUCGAUUGGACAUCCAAAUGGGACGAGGUCCAUUCGCACGCGAAGCCAAUGGUCUCGUCAAAAUCGGAGAAAUCAUGACAUUGGUCGUCACUGUAACUGGUGACCCAGGCUUUGAUAUUUUUGUUCGUGAAUGUAUUGCAAGAGAUUCUGAAAUGCGUCAUGUAGUUCCAUUGACUGAUAGCAAUGGUUGUGUACUGAAACCUAAACUUUUCGGUGCGUUCCAGAAAACUAGAGAAACAGGAAAUACAGGAGCUUCAAUAAUCGCCUAUGCAUUCUUCAACGCCUUUAAAUUCCCUGAUGAAAUGGAUUUGAUUAUCCAAUGUGAUGUUGAGCUGUGUAAAACUGAUUGUGAGGUAUGUCCCAAUCCUGGCAGCAUAGAACCUAGAAGGAAAAGACGAGAUAUUAUUCACUUAGGCAAUAGAACUGCGGAGCCUGUCACAACAAUUGGAAAAGGUUUAAGAGUGGUGUUCGCGGAGGACUUACCGUCUGAGAACAAUAACGGUUUCUGCAUGUCACCUUCCGCUGCUUUGUGGGGCGGGAUUUUAGUACUUGUCGGAUCUUUGAUGAGUAGCCUUCUGGUUUCAUACUGUUGGCAACGAUCCCGUGCUUCUAAGAUUGCGUAAUAUUAGAUUAUAGUAAAUGAUAUUAUACUGCCAUCAUUAUUAAGAUCGAGUUUGAAGGAUAUUUCUUCAGUUAAAAUUUAAGUUUUGUUUCAAGUUUUGUGACAUUGUGAUAAAGGUUUCUUUCGUUUUGUUUUGUUAGCUCUAUUUGAACAAAGCGUGUAAUAUUUUUACCUACUUUAUGAAUACCUAUUUACUAUUAUACAUACUCCCUUAACUGUAAGAUAUCUCUCAAAUUAUCUUUAUUUAUAUUAUUUUCUUAGCCCUGUUCUACUGAGCAAAAUCGUCCCUUUUCGUCUUCCUUUUCGUUUUCACAGCGAUAUUUUUCUUUAUUAUUUAUCAUUUUGUCACGUAACUUAAAUAAUAAUUUAAGAUAAAAGCUUUGUAAUUUAUAGAUAGAAUACCAGUAUCAUGCUAGAUUUAAAUAAUAUCGACACUGCCAAUAUACUGCUUAUAAAAUAGUAAUUUUAAUUCCAACUUCGCUUAUCACUCAAUUGUUUUUGACUUUAUGUAAGAAUGAAUAUUGUAAGAUCAAACUACGUUGUAGAGUUUACAUAAGAAAUAGAGAAAGCCUAAAUUAGAACUUCUGUACAUAGUAGCAUUAGAAAAAAUCAUAAAUGUAAAAAAUUAUUAUCAUCAUCAACCCAAUUUAUG
Molecule: messenger RNA, 2658 nt
Organism: Hyposmocoma kahamanoa
Lineage: Eukaryota; Metazoa; Arthropoda; Insecta; Lepidoptera; Cosmopterigidae
Product: myosin tail region-interacting protein MTI1-like
Exons: 6
Coding region: 106-2007 (633 amino acids)
Source: RefSeq, a predicted model, not a curated record